AUCCCGUUUGAGGCGGAUUGGGAGGCUGCUGGGAAAAAAUGGCAGCUUCCUUUUGUUUUUGAGGAUUUGCCAGGCUCGGGGUGAGCAUUUAAAGGCGUUGUUCGGCGGAAACCCCGGCCUAAUCGCGCAUUUGGGGCUCGUCCUGCCAUCUGUUCAAGCUCUGGAAGCAGGAGAAGAUGGAGAAGAGCGGGAGCAUCGAUAGUUUGGGCUCGAAACCCUCCUCCUCCCGACAGCCAAGUGUUGAUUCAUUGUCCAGCACUUCCACCUCUCGCUCGGACCGCUCCGGCCCGGCCAAGCCGGCCUCUGCUCUGUCCUCCGACUCCGUGUCGACCUCUGCAGAGUUUUCUCCAGAGCUCCGGGUAAAGCCCAAAGCUACCGCCAAGAAGGUGCACAGAGAGUCGGACAAAGAAGAGCCACAGCUGCUGCCGAAUGAAUCUGUGCAAGACAUGGCACACGAUAUCACCUACUUCUGUCCUUUCACUGGAGCGCUGAGGGGAACCGUCAUGGUCACCAACUACAGGCUCUUCUUUAAAUCCAUGGACAGGGAGCCGGCGUUCAUGCUGGACAUGCCUCUGGGAGUUGUAAGCCGCGUGGAAAAAAUCGGGAACGCCUCGACCCGCGGCGAUGUGUCCUAUGGAGUAGUUUGCAAGGAUAUGCGUAAUCUACGGUUUGCACACAAACAGCUGGAGGAAACCAUCAAGAAGUCCAUUUUUGAAGUUCUGAUGAAAUUUGCGUUUCCCGUUUCCAACGGCCUGCAAAUCUUUGCCUUUGAAUACGGGCAAGUUUUCCCCGAAAAUGGGUGGAAGGUGUAUGAUCCCAUAGCCGAGUACAAAAGACAGGGUAUACCCAACGAAAGCUGGAGGAUAACAAAAGUCAACGAUCACUUCGAGCUGUGCGAUACAUACCCGUCAACCCUGGUGGUUCCGGUCAACAUACCCGACGAAGAGCUGAAGAGGGUGGCCGCGUUUAGGGCGAAGGGCAGGAUCCCUGUGCUGUCGUGGAUCCACCCAGAGAGCCAGGCCACCGUGACGCGCUGCAGCCAGCCGAUGGUCGGGGUGAACGGCAAGCGCAGCAAAGAGGACGAGAAAUACCUGCAGGCCAUCAUGGAUGCCAACGCUCAGUCCCAUAAACUUUUCAUUUUUGAUGCCAGACCCAGUGUCAACGCCGCCGCCAACAAGAUGAAAGGCGGUGGAUACGAAAGUGAGGACGCGUAUCAGAACGCUGAGCUGGUGUUCCUGGACAUCCACAACAUCCACGUCAUGAGGGAGUCGCUGCGCAAGCUGAAAGAUGUGGUUUACCCCAACAUCGAGGACUCGCACUGGCUGUCCAACCUGGAGUCCACUCACUGGCUGGAGCACAUCAAGCUGAUCCUGGCAGGCGCACUGAGGAUCGCAGACAAGGUGGAGUCUGGGAAAACGUCCGUGGUGGUGCACUGCAGCGACGGCUGGGACAGGACGGCCCAGCUCACCUCUCUGUCCAUGCUCAUGCUGGACGGUUUCUACAGGACCAUCCGCGGCUUUGAAGUGUUGCUCGAGAAAGAGUGGCUCAGUUUUGGACAUCGCUUCCAGCUGCGUAUCGGACACGGCGACAAAAACCACACGGAUGCAGACCGCUCGCCCGUUUUCAUCCAGUUCAUCGACUGCGUGUGGCAGCUGACUCGACAGUUUCCUGCAGCUUUUGAGUUUAACGAAUAUUUCCUGGUAACCAUCCUGGAGCACCUGUACAGUUGCCUGUUUGGGACGUUCCUGUGUAACAGUGAACAGCAAAGGCUGAAGGAAGAAAUUCCCAAGAGGACAGUCUCGCUGUGGUCCUACAUUAACAGCCAGCUAGAGGAGUUCACAAAUCCAAUGUAUGUAAACUAUUCAAACCAGGUGUUGUUCCCCGUCGUCAGCUUACGCCACCUGGAGCUUUGGGUUGGCUACUACAUCCGCUGGAACCCUCGCAUGAAACCGCAGGAACCCAUUCACCAGCGCCAUAAGGAGCUGCUGGCGAAGCGAGCCGAGCUUCAGAAGAGAGUCGACGAGCUACAGAGGGAGGUGACGAACCGCUCCAUUUCAUCAUCCUCAGAGAGGCCAAGCUCGCCCACGCGCUCCAUCACUCCUGUGCAGACCUUCGUUUGACACAUUCUGCUCUUAUGAAAGUGUAGCCCCGCCUGCGAGAGCCUGGAAAAGUAGGAAUGGGUGUCACAACUGGAGCCAAGAAGGACCUGAGGGUCAUCUUUAGGGGAUUAAUACACUACCACCAAAAGUUUGAACAGGCAGAGUUGUCAUGAAUUCAGGUAGAUUGCUUACAUCGGAGGUUUCUGAGAUCACUGGACUGCAGCCAUAUACAACAUAUUAGUCCUCUGAGGUCAGAGAACAUGUAAAGAAAAUAAGGAAGGACUUUGAUGCCUGUCGACCAACCCACUAUUAUCAUUUGUCUUUGUUUUAUCUACACUAAUUAUUUGUUUGGGUUUAAUGUUUAUGCCUUAUGUGCUUCAUAGGAACCCUCACUUCACUACUUGAUGUUCAUUUCAAAGCAAAGCAGCUGGCAAUUUGUGAACGAAGAGUGCUGCAAAAAAACCAAAGUAGAAGGGAAAAUCAACAGAAAAAACAAAGUUUUGAGUUUUUAAGUAUUGGUUUUAGGCUAGAACUGAAAAGAAAUAAUGCUGACGUCAACAUAAAGAACACAAUGGUUCCUCUUCUUAAAUGAAUCCUUUUAGACGGUAGUGGGCAGAUAUCUCUUUCACUUCAAGGACAGACACUAUGUAUGACAUUCCUUCUACUGACCAAUUUAACUGUUGUAAGUUUAAUUUCUCUAAGAAGCUAACAUUAUUUAUUGUAACUCUUAAGCAUCCUUUUCCUAGCCUCAUAUUUUUAUUGUUUCUGGGUCAUAUCAGUAAGCUGCAAAGCUUGUAACAUAUUUUGAGUUAAUUUUGCUCAUUAAGUCUAAUGUAAUAAUUAGAAUUUGUGCCUUUUUUUUUUUAUGAAUAGUCGAGAAUAAAAACAAAAGUGUGCACAGAUUGUAAUGUUGAACAAUAAAAACACCGCUAGUAAGUUUUGCCGCAUAUGUGCAACACUCACUUUAAAACUGUUCAAAUGUUAGCCAAACGCCCCAGUAGCACUAACAGUAAUAUCUUUUUAUAAUCCUUAGUUAUAAAAAGUGCCUUUCAUGGGAGCGUGAGAAAGGUUUUCAGGGGCUGUCUGUAUUUGUGGAACUCUUAUGUUACGUUUUUACAUUGUAGCUUUUAAAUUCUCCAUUCACAAACUAAUUUUUCCUGUUUUUUUUUUCUUGUUUGUUUUUUAUUUAAGUGCGUCUUUCUCUGUAUCUACACGUACAUCUCUAAUGUCACUGAUAUUGCAUUACUGUCCCUUUUAAAAUGUACAGCUAUUAAAGUCAUAACACUUCCACACAGUUUCUCAUGCUGUAUGCACUACCUUUUAUUCAUUUAUUUCCUCCUUUGUCCAACUUCACUGUCAGAUUUCAAACCGUAUUAAACUAUUAAAAGUGAAA
Molecule: messenger RNA, 3492 nt
Organism: Fundulus heteroclitus (mummichog)
Lineage: Eukaryota; Metazoa; Chordata; Actinopteri; Cyprinodontiformes; Fundulidae
Gene: mtmr2
Product: myotubularin related protein 2
Exons: 16
Coding region: 177-2120 (647 amino acids)
Biological process (GO): dephosphorylation
Molecular function (GO): phosphatidylinositol-3,5-bisphosphate 3-phosphatase activity
Source: RefSeq, a predicted model, not a curated record